AACAGGAGUGGAGGAGGCUCAACCACAAGUUCACAACCACACCCCUAAAACCCACAUAUCUCCUCAACACGCCCCCCAUCUAUAUAAGUCACCUACCUGCUCUUCAAAUCCCCGCACACACAAAAGCCUCUCAAGUCCAACAGAUAGGCCGCCUUCUUCCUCAUUUCACUGCAGCUAGCUUCCUAUUUUUCUUCUUCCAAAAUCCAGGGAUUUCAAGAGAAGAGAAAGAGAAAUAAGGGUUCUGCGGGUUGUGGGUCGGUGUGUUUUGUGGUUUUCUAUAUAGGGUUUCUAAGGAGGGAGGGAUUUUGAUUUGGGUUGUGACGGUGGUGGGGUAAAACCCUUGUUCGACGAGUUGUAGACAUCACGGCUAUACAAAGAAUUCCGCCGCCUCUCAUACAUGUCCGGGCGGUACGACGCAAGGGUUGUGUAAUUGAGAGCAACCCUUCGCCGCACGGCGGGCGUGGCGCUUUGCCUUCAGAAGGCGGUAGUCCCUCUGAUCUGCUCUUCCUCGCCGGCGGUGGUUCCAACGCUUUCCUCUGCUAGUUUAGGCUUAUAUUCUGCAUAAUAUAGCUACUGUCUUUAGGAUUAGAUCAACCAAUCCGUAUCGAACACUCGAUCUCUCGCUUUAGCCAUUUCUUUAGAUCAAUCAAUCCGUAUCGAACAAUCGAUCUCUCGCUUUAGCCAUUUCUUUAGGUUGGUGUUUGAGUUCUUGAAAAAAUGAAUACGCUGAGGAUUAAGAGGGUACCCACCGUGGUUUCGAAUUACCAGAAGGAGGAUUCAGACGAUGGUGCUCGUCAGGUUGGUGGUUGCGGCCGCAAUUGCCUCAAGCAGUGCUGCAUUCAAGGAGCAAAACUCCCUCUUUAUGCCUACAAGAAGGUGAAGGACGUUGUUAACGAGAAAGCUUCGAGCGGUGAUGAAAACAAAGAGCAGCCUGUGCCCUUCCUUGACUCUCUCGUUCUUGGAGAGUGGGAGGAUCGUAUGCAGAAAGGGCUCUUUCGAUAUGAUGUCACUGCUUGCGAAACCAAGGUGAUUCCGGGUGAGUAUGGGUUCAUUGCCCAGCUGAAUGAGGGCCGCCACCUGAAGAAGAGGCCCACUGAGUUCCGUGUGGAUAAAGUCCUCCAGCCCUUUGAUGGGAACAAAUUCAACUUCACUAAAGUUGGGCAAGAGGAGGUGCUCUUCCAGUUUGAACCAAGCAAUGAUGAGGAACCUGAGUUCAUCCCCAAUGCUCCCAUUGAUGUCGAAAAUUCUACAAGCGUUGUUGCCAUCAAUGUUAGUCCUAUUGAAUAUGGGCAUGUGCUUCUAAUCCCAAGGAUUUUCGAGUGCUUGCCGCAGAGGAUCGACCGCGAAAGCUUUUUGCUUGCCCUUGACAUGGCUGUGGAAGCAGGAAAUCCAUAUUUCCGGUUGGGUUACAACAGCUUGGGUGCAUUUGCUACCAUCAACCACCUUCACUUUCAGGCUUAUUACUUGGCCACACCCUUUCCCAUUGAGAAGGCUCCAACUAGGAAAAUAACCACUGCAGGCAAUGGGGUGAAGAUCUUUGAGCUGUUAAAAUAUCCUGUUAGAGGUCUUGUCUUUGAGGGUGGAGACACUCUGCAAGAUUUAGCGAACACUGUGGCCGAUUCCUGCAUUUGCCUUCAGGAUAACAACAUACCUUUCAAUGUUCUCAUUGCUGAUGCUGGGAAACGUAUCUUUCUCUUUGCACAGGUAAAAUUUCAGAUCGUAGGCUACACUGGUAUGGCCAACUUUGCUGCAUUUGGGUUUCUAAUUUUAGAUUUAACUCAUCUCCUUUUCUUAUUGAAUAAACAGUGUUAUGCUGAGAAACAAGCUCUUGGGGAAGUGAAUCAGGAGCUUCUGGACACCCAAGUGAACCCAGCUGUCUGGGAGGUUAGUGGACAUAUUGUGCUGAAAAGGAAGGAGGACUAUGAGGGGGCAUCUGAGCAGAAUGCUUGGAGGCUUCUUGCUGAGGUCUCUCUCUCUGAAGAGAGGUUCCAAGAAGUGAAUGCUCUUAUCUUUGAAGCCAUUGCCUGUGGAGAUGAUGAAAAAGGAAAUCUCACCGAGGACAUGAUUGAGGAGCCAGAUGUCACACCUCCAUCUCAUGAAGAUGCAGGUGCCAUCAACAAUAGCUCCUACCCUGCUGCCAUGGUGGCUGGAAAGCAAGAAUGCCUAGUUCAGCAGUAAGAGUUGGGCUUUUGAAGAACAGAUGAAUGGUGUUUGUGUUUCUGAGUCAGGUAUCGGUGGUUUGGCAUGGAUGUUUCCGUGUGUCUGUGGUUUCUAGUAAUUGCUUAAAUAAAGCAGACUGGGUUUUGCACUGUUGUUGAAGUUGUGCCUGGUUUCUCUGCGUAUUUGCUUUAUGACCUAUUGUUUAUACGUGUCUCAUGGGUCUGUAAAAUUCUAUGCUGUACUUUCUGUGAUGAUUGAAUAAAUUUCUGUUCUUCGGUUUCUAAA
Vitis vinifera (wine grape) is the source of this 2445-nucleotide messenger RNA. Its product is annotated as GDP-L-galactose phosphorylase 2. The transcript is spliced from 6 exons. Bases 718 to 2178 code for a protein of 486 amino acids. Gene Ontology annotation, cellular component: cytoplasm. Lineage: Eukaryota; Viridiplantae; Streptophyta; Magnoliopsida; Vitales; Vitaceae. Gene Ontology annotation, molecular function: GDP-D-glucose phosphorylase activity. Gene Ontology annotation, biological process: glucose metabolic process. The record is from RefSeq and is a predicted model, not a curated record.